This is a messenger RNA of Rhipicephalus microplus (southern cattle tick), 1146 nucleotides long. RefSeq names its product phosphomannomutase (gene Pmm2). The record is from RefSeq and is a predicted model, not a curated record. Gene Ontology annotation, cellular component: cytosol. Lineage: Eukaryota; Metazoa; Arthropoda; Arachnida; Ixodida; Ixodidae. Gene Ontology annotation, molecular function: phosphomannomutase activity. Gene Ontology annotation, biological process: GDP-mannose biosynthetic process; mannose metabolic process; protein N-linked glycosylation.
CACGUGCGAGUCGGCUGUAAGCCACAGCUCGAGUCGGUUUCGUAGCGGUGCAUUUGACGUGGCUCGUGUUGCGACGGAACACGAAACUGCAACCUUUGCUUGAGUGCAGUCUGUGCGCUGUUUUCUGUGUGCAAUUCCAGGAUUCUUUCCUUUACGCGUGGUGAAGCACCCAUUAAGCAACAAGAGCAUCAACCCACCAUCUUCCAAAAGAAUGGGCAAGCUGCCGGAAACAAUAUUCCUAUUUGACGUGGAUGGAACUUUGACCAAAAGCAGGCAAGUUAUUACCAAUGAAAUGUACGGGUUUCUCCAAACAUUGAAGCAAGAGGUUGCCGUUGCUCUCGUCGGUGGUUCGGAUCUCGUGAAGAUAGAAGAGCAAAUGGGGGGUCCACAUGCCGUAUCCGAGUUUGAAUACGUGUUUUCGGAGAACGGCUUGGUCACACACAAGCACGGUAAGCUGAUUGGAAAGCAGAGCCUGCUCAACUUCAUGGGAGAAGAGAAACUGCAGAAGGUGAUCAACUUCUGUCUACGCUACGUGGCCGACUUGACUUUGCCCCAGAAGCGUGGAACUUUCGUUGAGUUUCGCUCGGGCAUGCUGAACGUGUCUCCGAUCGGCCGCAACUGUAGCCUCAGCGAACGAAACGCCUUCGAAACGUUCGACAAGGAGCACGGCGUCAGAACCAAAUUCGUGAAGGCUCUGCUUGAAAACUUCGCCGAUUACGACCUACAGUGCUCCAUUGGAGGACAGAUCAGCUUCGACGUUUUCCCGCGCGGCUGGGACAAGACGUACUGCCUUGACCAACUUGUCCGAGAUGGCUACAAGACCAUACACUUUUUUGGCGACAAGACUGCCCAAGGUGGUAACGACUAUGAAAUUUACGAAGACCCUAGGACCGUGGGACACUCGGUGAAAUCCCCAGAGGACACUAUGGUUCAAGUAGAGAAAACGCUGUCAUGUGCGAAAAAGUCUGCGUAGGCAUUUAACGUAGCGUAUUUGAAAAAUUAUAUCUUCACUGACCUCGUUCUAUUGCAUUUUAAAUGAUGUAGUCUUUGUUGGAAAAGUUUUGCCCAGUUUUUUAUUCUCAAUUUAAGCAUAGGUCAAACCGGAACUACUGCUGGAAUAAAGUUAUUAUUUAGUGUGCACCGACA